CCAUUAAAGCUUUACUUCAUGACAAACAAGAACCACUGAAUGAGAUGCAUUGGUGGUAUUCAAAAGAGGCUUACAUAUUGGUGUACAUGCAUAAAAUACAACCUGUUAGAGGUGACAAAUUCUGAAAAGUUGAUCCAUCUCAUGCUAUAGAGCCACCAUAAAUACAUAAAAUGGUUGGCAGACCAAAGAUUAAGAGAACAAGAGAAAAGGAUGAGGCAAGGAAGAGGGAGGGUUAUGGAAGAAUUCAAGCAAAAGUCUAAAAACGGCAUGUGGGCACUGUAGUGCAACAGGCCACAACAGAAGAAGAUGUCCUCUGCUUCAAAGAGGUGCACAAACAGUCCAAGAUGUGCCUUUGUCAGCACCCCAAGCCAAUCAAGAUUUUGAAUUUGGAUCCAUGCCCAACCCUGUCUUUAAUGCCUCUUCCAGUCAACAGACUAGCCAACAAUCAAGCCAACCAAUUUUUGAAGUUGUUGGACCUUCAAAAUCAAAGAGAAAAGGCAAGGACAAAUCUACUGCACCUUCAAAGAAGUCUGCCAAAAAUAUUGAUUUACCUUCAACUUCAAAUAACCAACCAGUUUCACCUUCAAGAGUACUUGUUGAUGAAGAUGAUGAUGCAGAAAUUGAUGAUGAGGAUGAGCAGCCAAUUCUUAGGCCUAAGGUGAUAUCUGAAGCUAAAACUAGGCUUCAGCUCAAGAAGAUGCAUCAGCAACUAACUGUUUCAAGAAAAAUUGGCUUCAAGGGAGAUGAGAAUAGUGUGAGUAGGCCUACUAAUCUUCCAUACUCACCAAGAAAGUUGGGUUGGAGAUACAAACCAUGUGUGACCUCAAAUCAGUUAGAAGUAGCAAUGGAGAAGAAAAUUGGGAAGUUGAAGGAAACGAGGGGAAAGCAUUAGGGCAUAAGUGACUUGGUUCAAGUAGUUGUUUCUUUUUAAGUUUUUCAAUGUUAUGUAAUGGCACAAUUAAACUUCAUAUUUUGCUAUUUUUUGUUGUGAAUCAGUCUUGGAAGUGGCUGUAUUGAUUCACUUCAAAAGUUUUUGGGUGCUUAGUUU
Messenger RNA from Lycium ferocissimum, 1048 nucleotides. RefSeq lists its product as uncharacterized. The record is from RefSeq and is a predicted model, not a curated record. Lineage: Eukaryota; Viridiplantae; Streptophyta; Magnoliopsida; Solanales; Solanaceae. The transcript is spliced from 3 exons. The coding region runs from base 395 to 892 and encodes 165 amino acids.